Molecule: messenger RNA, 1539 nt
Organism: Neltuma alba
Lineage: Eukaryota; Viridiplantae; Streptophyta; Magnoliopsida; Fabales; Fabaceae
Product: dof zinc finger protein DOF5.1-like
Exons: 2
Coding region: 123-1232 (369 amino acids)
Biological process (GO): regulation of DNA-templated transcription
Molecular function (GO): DNA-binding transcription factor activity; DNA binding
Source: RefSeq, a predicted model, not a curated record
UCUCUUUCUCUUCUAUCUAUCUAUCUAUCUCUCCUGCAACUUCCACUCAUCUGUGAUUCUCUCCACUAUCAAACCUUUUACAAAAGAGAAAGCCCUUCGAGAGGAAUCAUCCAUCCAUAGCCAUGGUUUUUACCUCCAUCCCUCCUUAUCUUGAUCCAUCCAACUGGCAACAACAGCAAAGUAAUCACCAUACUGGCUCUCUCGCCGGCGGUGUGAGUUCUCAGCAGCAGCAACAGCAGCAGCUUCUUUCUCCGCCGCAUCCUCCGCCUUCGUUGCCUCCACCGCAGCCUCAUGGAGCCGGAGGGACGGGUUCGAUCAGGCCAGGUUCCAUGGCUGAUCGAGCCCGGAUGGCGAACAUACCCAUGCCGGAGGCUGCUCUGAAAUGUCCCAGGUGUGAAUCUACAAACACCAAGUUUUGUUACUUCAACAACUACAGCCUCUCUCAGCCUCGCCACUUCUGCAAGACUUGUCGGAGGUACUGGACCCGUGGCGGAGCGCUGAGGAAUGUGCCUGUCGGAGGGGGAUGCCGGAGGAACAAGAGAAGCAAAGGAAGCAGCUCUAAGUCACCGGCGAGUUCAGAUCGUCAAGGUGGGAGCACUAGUUCCAACAACUCCGUCUCUUCUAACAGUAAUUCUGCCGGCGACUUAAUGGGACUCGCCCCUCAUGCGCCACCACUGAGAUUUAUGUCUCCCUUACUUGCUGAUUUUGCUGCUGGUGGAGACAUGGGUUUAACCUACGGCGUAAAUUACAACGCAAUUUCAGCACCAAUGGGAGGAGUAGUCGGCGACUUAAAUUUCCAACUAGGAAAUGCUUUAGGCGGAGGAGGAGGAGGAAGUGGCGGCACUACCACGGCUGCCGGAAGCAGCAGUGGCUCUAUGUUAUUCGCUCCAGGAGGUUUGGAGCAAUGGCGGGUGCCACAAACACAGCAAUUUCCUUUCUUGGCUGGACUGGAAGGUUCACAGGGAUUGUACUCCUUUGACGGUGGCGCUUCCGCUGGAGAGGGACCGGGAUAUGGCAGCACGAGUCUUCGGCCAAAGGCGUUGGCGUCGACAACUGCUGGGGUGAUAACUCAGCUGGCUUCAGUGAAAAUGGAAGACAAUAAUCGGGAGAUGAAUUUGUCAAGCCAAUUCCUGGGAAGCGACCAGCACUAUUGGGGAACUGGUGGUUCUACUUCUGGCUGGACUGAUCUUUCUGGAUUUAGCUCAUCUUCAACUACUAGCAAUCCACUAUAGAAAAUUCUCAGCUCUCUUUGUGAAGCUUCUUGUUUUUGUUAGUGUGGCUUCCACUUUUACUUAUUAACUUUCCUAAACAAAGUUUCAUCUGAAAAAUCCUUCUGAUAUGGCCAUGGCAUGAUCUGGCGGGAAUCAUGGAUAUGAUGAGUGCUUUGUUUCUUAUUUCAAACCCAAAUGAGAACCCUAGGGAUAUGUGAUAGUUCUUUUACUUUGGAUCUUUGAAUGCUUUUCUUCUUCAUAAUAGGUUUAGAUAUUGCUUGCAUGUGAUCAUGUUUACUAAAAUGAAUUUAUCAUCAGUUUAACAGAA